Guyanagaster necrorhizus is the source of this 1310-nucleotide messenger RNA. RefSeq lists its product as uncharacterized. Gene Ontology annotation, biological process: ceramide biosynthetic process. Lineage: Eukaryota; Fungi; Basidiomycota; Agaricomycetes; Agaricales; Physalacriaceae. Gene Ontology annotation, molecular function: sphingolipid delta-4 desaturase activity. Gene Ontology annotation, cellular component: membrane. The transcript is spliced from 5 exons. The record is from RefSeq and is a predicted model, not a curated record. Bases 32 to 1207 code for a protein of 391 amino acids.
CUUCAUCGAACCAUUUCUUUUCCCGACGUCCAUGACGGUGGAAAGCAAAGUUGAUUAUAGCCUUUACGGUGGUGCAGAGACCACGAAAGAGCCUAAAAAUGCACGUUCACCGCGUCGAACUGUUGUGGUGAGACCUACUGCGCAAGAUGAUGGCAAAUCAUACCCAGGACCACCACCUAAUCCCAAUGAUUUCCUUUGGCUCAUGACAGAGGAGCCUCACAAGUCGCGGCGGACUGCUAUAAUGAAAGCACAUCCAGAGGUCACAAAAUUAAUGGGACACACCCCAGUUACGAAAUACGUUGUCUUCUUUGUCGUGACUCUUCAACUGGCUAUUGCAAUAUAUCUUCAUAAUACCCAUCCCCUCUCAUGGCGCUUCAUUGCUUUGGCAUAUAUCGUGGGAGGGACCGCCAAUCACAACCUUUUUCUUGCUAUCCACGAAAUAUGUCAUAACCUUGCUUUUCGCGGCAUUGCUGCUAACAAGCUACUGUCCACUUUCGCCAAUUUGCCUAUUGGGAUACCCUAUUCGGCGAUGUUCAAAAAAUACCACAUGGAACACCACAGGUACCUGGGAGAAGAUGGUGUUGACACCGACUUGCCGUCGAGACUAGAAUUACUUUGCCUGAACAAUGUCCUUGGCAAAGUUUUCUUUGCGACCUUCCAAAUAUUGUUCUACGCCCUCCGUCCUACCUUCAUUAGAUCACAGACUCUCACUCGUUGGCAUUUCUUUAACUUCGGCGUUCAGCUGAUGUUCAACUAUUUCUUCAUAAUGCGUUUCGGUAUCCUCCCCUACCUAUACCUCAUCUAUAGCAGUUUCUUUGCCGGAAGUUUACAUCCGCUCGCGGGGCAUUUCAUUGCUGAACAUUACCUUUGGGAUGGGCUCCCACAGGAGACAUAUAGCUACUAUGGAUGGCUCAACAUCUUCGCAUAUAAUGUCGGAUACCACAACGAGCAUCACGACUUUCCUUCCGUUGCUUGGACGCGUCUUCCGGCUCUUCGCGCCCUCGCACCCGAAUUUUAUGACACUCUUCCAUCUCACCCAUCUUGGCCCAUGAUCACCAUCAAUUUCAUUCGAGACAAGGAUGUAGGCAUCUUUGCCAGAGCGAAACGAGUGUCCAAAAAGCAUCUGGCAAUGCAGCCAAAGGCCGACGGAAAGGAUAUAGAAAACGAUGAUGCCAAUGUUUUGGACGCGUCAAGUAAAACCUUGUAAUAUACGUGGAAAAUACUAUACCUCUUCGUUUUGAAGAGGACGUUCAGACGAACAAAUACACCUUCCAAGGCAACGGCACGGGUUUGUUUUUUGCCGAGGCCAA